Molecule: messenger RNA, 1426 nt
Organism: Gossypium raimondii (Peruvian cotton)
Lineage: Eukaryota; Viridiplantae; Streptophyta; Magnoliopsida; Malvales; Malvaceae
Product: transcription factor MYB108
Exons: 3
Coding region: 128-1033 (301 amino acids)
Biological process (GO): regulation of DNA-templated transcription
Cellular component (GO): nucleus
Molecular function (GO): sequence-specific DNA binding; DNA-binding transcription factor activity
Source: RefSeq, a predicted model, not a curated record
UUCCCUAUAAUAAAAAUCAAAGCUCUCUUUUGUUUUCUCUCUCUCUGUCUCAAUACAUAUCUCUUACAUCACAAAAGCAAAAAAGAAAAAAAAAAACACAGUUUGGUUUUUAUAUAGGUGUUUGGAAAUGGAUGGUAAGAAAAGGGGUUGUACAGGGAACGUUCAAAGUGAAGAAGAUCAUGAGAUGGAUUUGAUACGCGGUCCUUGGACUGUUGAAGAAGAUUUUAAGCUCAUCAAUUACAUUGCCAUCCAUGGCGAAGGUCGCUGGAAUUCCCUUGCUCGUUGUGCAGGUUUGAAGCGAACUGGGAAAAGUUGCAGGCUGAGAUGGUUGAAUUAUCUACGCCCAGAUAUUAGACGUGGGAACAUCACUCUUGAAGAACAGCUUUUGAUUCUCGAACUUCACUCUCGUUGGGGAAAUCGAUGGUCGAAAAUUGCUCAACAUUUGCCUGGAAGAACCGACAAUGAGAUCAAGAACUAUUGGAGAACUCGUGUCCAGAAACAUGCGAAACAGCUUAAAUGUGAUGUCAACAGCAAGCAAUUCAAGGACACCAUGCGUUAUUUAUGGAUGCCUAGGUUAGUCGAAAGAAUCCAAGCUGCCGCCGGUUCCACCACCACAACCACUACUACCACCGCGGUCGUCCCCUCCGCCUCUGUUAUGGGCAAAGACUUUUCGACACAUGUAACCCCGAGUUAUACUUCGGAGAAUUCGAGCACGGCCACCGCGGCUUCGUCGGAGUCAUUCGAGGCCCAAGUUUCGCCGGUUUCGGAUUUGACUAAUUGUUACAAUAAUGGGUUCCAGGUUACUAAUAAUAAUAACCCUAAUCCUGAUUAUAAUUUCCAAGCCUGUAGCAGCCAAGUUGACUACUAUGAGCACAGUCUCUCAGCUGCUAAUUAUUACAACCAUGGCGAUGGCGGCUGCUUGGAUCUUCAGACCAACAAUUAUCCCAUGUUAGAUGGUGCUGAUUUAUCAGACAAUUUGUUGAAUGCUGAGGAUUUUUUGUUCUUACAGCAACAGUUCAACUUCAACAUGUGAAAUAUAUAUGUUUCAUGGAUUUGGGGGUGAAAUUCAAUUGUAUAGAAGGAAAAAAAAAACAUGACAAAAAUGGCAAGAAAAGAGAGUGAGAGAGAUAGAGAAAUUUGGGAGUAAAAAUAAUAAUAAUAAUAUUUUAGAACUCUUGAGGUAGAUUAUUGUAGAAUUAGGGUGGGUUUAGAUGGCGGUGACGGUGAGAUUAGAUACUGUAGCGUGAGAUAAAAAGUAAGCUAAAUACACCGCAUCCAAUCAUCCAUCCAAAUUUAUCCUUAGUGUAAUUGUUGUGGAUCACUUUAGUUUGUAUUUUGAUUAUUUUUAUCUUUGUUUUCUUUUAUUAGAAAAAAAUCUUGUAAUUUGAAGAGUUUUGUUUAAUCUCAUUCAUUGAUAUUUAGUCAA